Messenger RNA from Phaeodactylum tricornutum CCAP 1055/1, 1148 nucleotides. RefSeq lists its product with no specific name. Gene Ontology annotation, molecular function: cysteine-type deubiquitinase activity. The transcript has a single exon. The record is from RefSeq and is a predicted model, not a curated record. Gene Ontology annotation, biological process: protein deubiquitination. Lineage: Eukaryota; Bacillariophyta; Bacillariophyceae; Surirellales; Neidiaceae. The annotation marks the transcript as partial.
AUGGCUCCUGUUCGAGGAAUUUUUAACGCAAGUGGCGUUUCAUGUCAUCUUUCAACUGCUCUGUUGGUUCUAUGUCAUGCUUUGAAACCAAUAAGCGAUGUUUUAAUUCGAUUGUCUCAGACCGAUCAAGCAGACUAUUAUUUUCGACAUCUCGGAUUACUUUUUCAGAAGCUUGGCGACGAUGAAGACGAUGAGCCUGUUGAUCCGACGAGCGCAUACGAUAUCAUUGAAACAAAAGUAGGAGUGAAUUCUAGCGAUCUGGGUGAUGCCACUUCAACGCUUGCCAAGCUCCUACAAAGCAUUCGUGAAGCACCUCCGGCGAGCUCCGUAUAUUUGCAACCUAUUCUGAAUUUAACAGUCGACGGUGGUCAAAUUCAUUCCGAACUCACGGGCUAUCAGCUCGACGAGCUGUACCCAAACAGUGUCAACAUGCGGUUGAAAACGCUUGACUCUCGACCUAUGCCGGUGCCCUUUUCACUACCAGCCAAACAUUCGACUUUGACCCAGUGUCUAGAAGCUAAACUAUCCCCGCAAGAUCUGAGAUCGUAUACAUGGUCCGGUGCGUUUACAGAGACGGUGGUUUCCAGAGACGAUGUUGAUACUUGCAAUUUGAAGGGCCGCGGUUGGACAACAACGAGACGCAUUGUCGUUGAAAAAAUACCAUCAGUUUGGAUUUUACAUUUAGAGCGUUUUGAGUACCAUGAUGGACGGCUGGAGCCUUUGUAUCAUACAGUUGAGAUUCCUGAAAAGCUGGAGCUUGGUCGAUCUUCGAUAUGUACGAGCAAAGACUUCGUUUUGGCAGGAGGCAUACUUCAUGUCACAGAUACUGAAGACAUAGACGAUCCGGACAACGAGGGGGGUCACGUUGUUGCGGUUUUACGGGGCGCAGGUGACCAGUGGAAUCUUAUUGACGAUGAGAAAGUCGUGAAAAUAUGUUCGAAAACAGCAUUGGAACUCUUUGCGGGCUCUAAGAGCCAAAAGGCCCUCAAAGGCUCCUUUGUUUGCGGGGUUCUUCUGGUUUAUCAAAACAAUGCUUCCCUUGAAGCUACAACGUCUACGCUCACUGCCAUUAUGCAACAGCUAGACAAGCAUUUGAUCAAUUGGUCCGAUCCUAAUUCUUUGAUUGGCCGUCGUCUUCGCAUUUUGUG